This is a messenger RNA of Papaver somniferum (opium poppy), 1977 nucleotides long. RefSeq names its product trifunctional UDP-glucose 4,6-dehydratase/UDP-4-keto-6-deoxy-D-glucose 3,5-epimerase/UDP-4-keto-L-rhamnose-reductase RHM1-like. Gene Ontology annotation, biological process: S-adenosylmethionine biosynthetic process. Gene Ontology annotation, cellular component: methionine adenosyltransferase complex. Gene Ontology annotation, molecular function: methionine adenosyltransferase regulator activity. The record is from RefSeq and is a predicted model, not a curated record. The coding region runs from base 44 to 970 and encodes 308 amino acids. Lineage: Eukaryota; Viridiplantae; Streptophyta; Magnoliopsida; Ranunculales; Papaveraceae. The transcript is spliced from 6 exons.
UUCUUUUCUAGUUCUCUAAAUCAACAUUUUUCGGUAUAAGAAAAUGGGUGUUCCAGUUGAUGAUCAUAGCAUCACUUCGGAACCAUCUUUGAAGUUCUUGAUAUAUGGAAGAACAGGGUGGAUAGGUGGUCUUCUUGGCCCAAUCUGUGACAAACAGGGCAUAUCGUAUGAGUACGGAAGAGGUCGUCUGGAGGAAAGGUCCUCGUUAAUGGAAGACAUUCAGAACGUCAAGCCUACUCAUGUUUUCAAUGCUGCAGGUGUAACCGGUCGACCUAAUGUCGACUGGUGCGAGUCGCACAAGACAGAAACAAUCCGUGCCAAUGUUGCUGGUACACUGAACUUGGCUGAUGCGUGUAGGGAGAAUGGAUUGCUGAUGAUCAAUUUCGCUAGUGCAUGCAUAUUUGAAUAUGACGCUGAACACCCAAAAGGUUCAGGUAUUGGAUUCAAGGAGGAAGACGUGCCCAACUUCGCUGGUUCCUUCUACUCAAAGACCAAGGCCAUGGUUGAAGAGUUGCUGAAGGAAUAUGACAACGUUUGCAUUCUCAGAGUUCGCAUGCCGAUAUCGUCAGACCUUAACAACCAACGCAAUCUCAUCACAAAGCUCAGUCUUUACGACAAGGUUGUUAACAUUCCCAACAGUAUGACAGUCUACGAUGAACUUCUGCCUAUUGCAGUGGAGAUGGCUAAGAGGAAUCUGAAAGGUGUAUGGAACUUUACAAACCCAGGAGCCAUGAGUCAUAACGAGAUAUUAGAGAUGUACAGGGAAUAUAUCGACCAAGACUUUAAAUGGAGUAACUUCACCCUUGAAGAACAGGCUAAGGUGAUUGUUGCUGCUCGAUGCAGCAAUGAGAUGGAUGCGUCUAAAUUGAAGAAGGAGUUUCCUGAGUUACUGUCAAUUAGGGAAUCGCUUAUCAAAUAUGUGUUUAAACCCAACCAGAAAACUUCUGCUUUAUAUUUCAAGGAACUGUGACAAUCUGCACUUGGCAUUAGUUUGUACUUUAUUUGAAGCGGUUAAUAAAUUCGGAGGUGUACGUGUGUCUCUGGUGGCUGUAAUACAAUUCUUGUUUUUCCGGUUUAAGCUGAUACUUCAACAUUACUCAUGAAAGAAACAUACAGAUACUUCCAAACUAGACUCAAUUAGAUUUCAAUGGAGACUCAGACAACAUCAGAUGGAUAAAAAUUGCACUAGUUUUCGUUCUGAUGCUAUCUCACCUUAAGAUACAAAGACGGAAGAAUAUGGUUUCUGGACUAACCCCCUAUGAUUUAUAUAGUAGAAGUGGAAGAUCAAAGGGGUCCUAAAUAUAGAAGUUUGAAGAAAUAUGGAAACGCGUUUCAAAUCACAACUCUAAUGGUACACAAUAUGGUUCAUGCCGAUGGAUCCGUCGUUCAAACUUUUGAUUACUUAAAGCAAAAUGGGCUACAAGGAUUUGUUGAUAUUUGGCCAAGACCUACUGCCAUAGCAUGGAAAAUUAUUGCUUGCUAUGCAGCAUUUGAGGAUCUACUUCAACUUGCUCUUCCUGGCAAACGAUUUGAAGGUCCCAUCUCUCCUGCAGGGAAUGUACCUGUCCACAAGAUGGUAUUUGGAAAACUGAAGACAAUUAGAAACGUUUAACCCUGCAAUCGUCUAUGACCAUUUGGGAGAGAUUUACUCAGCACUCAUCUUCGGAAGUUUAAUCUUUUGCAUCCUUCUAUACAUAAAAGGUCAUAUUGCUCCAUCCUCCACCGACUCCGGAUCAUCUGGGAAUCCUAUCAUUGACUUCUACUGGAAUUAAGCUUAUGGAAUUUGAACUGUCUCGGGGCUGCAGCCUUUUUUUUAAAGUUUUAUGUUUGGGAAACACAUGCAUUAUGCCUGCCAUGGCAAUGGAGCUAUAUCCUCGAAUUGGGAAAUACUUUGAUAUUAAGGUCUUUACAAGUACAAAUUGUAGAUUCGGUAUGAUGUCUUGGGGUGUUCUUGCUGUCACCUAUUGUAUCAAGCAG